Messenger RNA from Capsicum annuum, 2348 nucleotides. RefSeq names its product probable dolichyl pyrophosphate Glc1Man9GlcNAc2 alpha-1,3-glucosyltransferase. The record is from RefSeq and is a predicted model, not a curated record. The coding region runs from base 411 to 2003 and encodes 530 amino acids. Gene Ontology annotation, biological process: protein N-linked glycosylation. NCBI's taxonomy places the organism in Eukaryota, Viridiplantae, Streptophyta, Magnoliopsida, Solanales, Solanaceae. Gene Ontology annotation, molecular function: dolichyl pyrophosphate Glc1Man9GlcNAc2 alpha-1,3-glucosyltransferase activity. Gene Ontology annotation, cellular component: endoplasmic reticulum membrane. The transcript is spliced from 4 exons.
AUAAAACCUUGAUCUACAAAUUUUCAUUAAAUGAAUAGUAGAAACAAAAAUAAAAGAUCACUUCACUAUAAAAACAAACUGCGGAGCCCAUUCCGAAUGCUUCUACGAUCGGAUAGAAUAAGAUACUGUUCCCCUUUUCUCAAAGGUGGCAAAAUCAAUCCGGCCAAUUCUUCCAAACUUCAAGUUAGAGGGUUAAUGGGUUGGACUCAAAAUCAUCCAUCGAAUAGCUGGGCCAGAAUGGGCCAAAACAAAUAUUAACCCAACAAGUUAAAACCCAGCCCAACCCAACCCAACCCAACAAAGCCAGAUAGAUGCUGACAUGGACAAUCAUGACGUGUCGCUGCUGACACGUCACCUUCUUCCUCUUCAACCUCCCCCAAAUCUUGACCCCCAAACACUACCACUUCGCCAUGAAACCGGCAAAGAACCACCACAAUCAAACCCGGAUCCUAAAACCCAAACCCAAACCCGAACCCGAAUUCAAAAGACCCAUCACAGAGAUCAUAUGGGUUUCUCUUGUAUCUACAUGCAUCAAAUUCCUCCUAAUCCCAGCUUAUCACAGCACAGAUUUCGAGGUCCACCGUAAUUGGCUUGCUAUUACUCACUCCCUUCCACUUUCUCAAUGGUACUCCGACGAAACAAGUCCAUGGACCCUCGAUUACCCGCCAUUUUUUGCACAGUUUGAGCAUUUUCUAUCUUUCUUUGCUUCCUUUGUGGACCCCAUUAUGGUCCAUAUCCAUCAUGGUCUUGAUUAUAAGUCAAAACCCACAAUCCUUUUUCAAAGAAUUAGUGUUAUUAUAACUGAUUUUGUGUUGGUUUUUGGUAUUUAUAGAUUGACAAGGAAUUUGGGGUGUAAAGAGAGAGUUUUGAUCUGGGUAUUGGUUAUUUUUUCGCCAGGGUUGAUGAUUGUGGACCAUUUGCAUUUUCAGUAUAAUGGGUUUCUAUUGGGGAUUCUUUUGAUCUCGCUUUCGGCUUUGGAGGAAGGGAAGGAUUUGUUAGGUGGUUUUGUUUUUGCAGUUUUGUUGUGUUUUAAGCAUUUGUUUGCUGUUGCUGCUCCUGUUUAUUUUGUUUAUCUGUUGAGGCAUUAUUGUAGCGGUGGGUUCAUUAGUUGGUUUGGGAGAUUGGUUAUUAUGGGGAGUGCCGUUGUAGCUGUUUUUGCUGCUGCUUAUGGGCCUUUUCUGUAUCAUGGACAGAUUCAGCAAGUGUUCCAUCGGAUGUUUCCAUUUGGUAGGGGACUCUGUCAUGCUUACUGGGCUCCGAACUUCUGGGUAUUCUAUAUAAUUCUUGAUAAAGUGUUAGCAUUUUUGCUUGUAAGAAUGGGCUUCAAUGUUCAAGCACCAACAGCUUCAUUCACUGGUGGACUAGUUGGGGACUCCUCCCCUUUUGCUGUGUUACCUAGAGUCACCCCCUUUAUUACCUUCAGUAUCGUCUUGCUUGCAAUAGCUCCAUGUCUUGUAAAGGCUUGGAGAAAUCCCCAACCAAGGAUGAUUACAAGAUGGAUAGCCUAUGCUUACACAUGUGGCUUUAUGUUUGGCUGGCAUGUCCAUGAGAAAGCCUCACUUCACUUUGUGAUUCCCCUUGCCAUCAUUGCCUUGAAAAGUGUGGAAGAUGCAAACCACUAUUUCUAUUUGUCCAUAGUGUCCUGCUAUUCUCUUUUCCCGCUAUUAUUUGAAGUCCAAGAAUAUCCAAUCAAAUUUCUCUUACUGCUUUUACAUGCUACGCUGACGUGGAUUGGAUUCUCCUCUUAUUUUACAACAACUAAUAGAAAAACAGCUGAAACGGAACAGACAAGAUAUGACAAAACAAGGUUUAUCGUUGGAUCUUUUGGCAAAUUAUACUUGCUAGGUCUCCUGGCCGUUGAGAUAUAUGGACAAUUUGUUCAUCCUAUCCUCUUUGCUGAGAGGCUUCCUUUCUUGCCUCUUAUGAUGAUCAGCAUAUGCUGUGCAUUCGGAAUGAUGUACUCUUGGAUCUGGCAACUGAGGCAGAUUAUCAAGUUACAUUAACACAGGUAGCUUUCAAAUACUACCAGCUGCUGCUUAUACAUAAGAUAGAAUUCGAUACACGUAGCUACAACAACAACGUACCCAUAUGAUGUACGACAAACCUUACCCCUGCCUUUAUUGGUUAGGAUUUAGGAAGCCUGUUUCCAAUAGACCCUCAGCUCAAAAGAGAAGAUAUCGAAGCAGAAUAUAGCUAAAAUGCUAAAUCAAGAUCGGCUUUUUAUAGCAUCUUCCAGUAGCUUUGUUAUUCACUUGUAUCAAGUUACACUUCUUAAAAAAAAUGCAGGAGGUUGUUUUAAAAUUUUAGUUAGUUAUGAAGAUGUAUCUAAUCUACCUCAUUGUUUUUGG